UCAACAUCAGUUCCUCCGGAGCGCAUGCAAGCUGACACGCGCUUUCAGUAGGUGGAGUCUCCAUGCUGACAGGCUAUUGAAGAGUAUCUUGAGAUUGUAGAAUGGUGAUUGACUAUCAAAUGUCCAAGAUAGGGGAAGAGACUCAAUUAGACUCCAAAUGCUGCCAGACUUCUGAUCUCGAACAACUUUUGUUUACUCGCACCCCCUCCCAAGAAAUUCUUUGAUCAAAUCAUCAACAAACCAUCGCGCGACCUCGUUUCCUUCUCCAAGAUCUUGACUCCAUGACGCGACAGUAGCUCACUGACAUGUCCGCCUCACCAUCACCUCGAAGCCGCAUUCCUAUCCGCACGUCGAGCUGUCCUGUUCCACCCAGCCCCCGUCAUUGGAGCGUCUUACACUCAACUCUGAUCACGAUACCGGAAGGCAUGAAGCAGAGCAGUGCGGAUGCUAUCCUCACAACAAUGCCGAGAGUCAGAUAUCCAGACCAUCUGUACGAAUCAACAAUCGACAAAGUUCUCCCGCAGCUCCCUCAACCAAAGAAACCAACCGAAAGCCUGCCCGAUCCCGAACUCGAGAUCACAACGCGCGCAUCCGAAACCACAUCAGAUCUCCUGAAUGAAUUCACACCUGAAUGCUCUUCUCAAAGCUCUGCUUCUCCGACUCCCGAGGACAAUUUCGUGACCAACGAUGAGGACAUAGCGAGAGAUUUGCUUGUAAGACAGAAGAUCUCUACUGAGACAGUCUCGCACGAGGAGGCUGCCUGGAGAGACUUCGAAACCCAAGACCAGAGGCUUACCAAGUGGUUCCUGUCAACAGAGCUCAAGAUCGCCAUGAACGAAAGCGGAGUUCAGAUCACCCAGAUCAACAUCACUCAGGCCAGACACGAAUGCCUUGUCUCACUUCUCAGAGACAUGGUAGAGAAUGACCCUCACGCACAGAGUCUGUACGGUCGUGCCAAAUACCAAAACCGAGCUCUCACCCAGAAGGCAUCCCAAUUGUCAAAUGCUAGCCGAUUUGUCCUGGAGCGUAACAGCGCUCUAAUUGACGAAUGCGAAUUCUAUCUGGACGCGGCCUCGAUGGAGCAACUCGAUGAAGAACACGAGAAGGCCUUCAAACACGCAAAAGAGAGCACGAUGUCUCAACACUCCACCCAUGCCUCCAAGGGGGAUGGGUUUCUCAAACAGUUCGAGAGCUCGAAGACCUUCAACCACAACGUGGGCACUGUCAUCGAGAAUCUCAACUACAUCAAUGGCUUGCUUUCCAUGCACGAAAGAUUCAUCGAAAACCAGGUUGAGAAGCUCAGAGCUGAUAUCGUUGCAACUAUAGCCGAGAAGGGCUCGAAUGCAAGUCUCUCCAGCCAGUUGCUGUGCUUCCGCCGGAUUUGAGGUCAAUCUUCUCGUGU
Aureobasidium pullulans EXF-150 is the source of this 1402-nucleotide messenger RNA. RefSeq lists its product as uncharacterized. The transcript is spliced from 2 exons. Lineage: Eukaryota; Fungi; Ascomycota; Dothideomycetes; Dothideales; Saccotheciaceae. The record is from RefSeq and is a predicted model, not a curated record. The coding region runs from base 306 to 1385 and encodes 359 amino acids.